GUUGCACAACCGGUGACGUCGACCGGCAGUCGUUUCCGUCCGGAACUGCUAAUUGCGCGUUUGUCGACGUUACUGUACAGUGCAGCAAGUCUUGAGCCACGACAACAAUGUCCGUCGAAAUGCAUCGAUUCAAGGACUCUCAAAGUCCUCCCGACUACCAGUACCACGGGAUCGGCGUCACCAGCGAAACCAACCCAUUGGCUGCACCGGCGUGGACUCCAACGAUCCAGCAUCAACAAAACGAGCAAUCCUAUCUCAUCAAGCCGCGACCAUAUUCUCCUCUGGACAAACGUCUGAGGACUUCCCAAGUCCUACUCUACGUCGUCUCAUUUAUCGAGUUGUUGACCACGUGUGCAGCUGGCUGCGUGCUCGCCUACCACGUCAACGACUCGGACAGCUUCCAUCCAGCCGUCAUAGCCACUAUGGUACAUGACACAGCCGUGCUGUUGUGCGCCGCUGUCGGUCUGAUGGCUGCAAGCGGAAGGUCUCGAGUCGUCAUGGCUGCACUCGUCGUCCUGGCUGUGGGUACGAUGGCCCAGGGUUGCAUCCUGGUCGACUUUUUCAGGAAACGGUGUGUGACAUUUGGUACGUCGGUUAUUUGCUAUCCGUCACAGGAAUACUACAGCCUUGCAAACUAUCAGGCUUUGCUUGCCAAUUUGGGAAUCAACGUAGCGUUGACUAUCGCGACUGCUGGAUCAUCGAUUGUCAUGCUUGUUAUGUCGGUUGUGACGAAGGAUAUCACACCAUAGACUAAGAGAGCAUGCAAUGACAAAGGCAAUCUGCUAGCUGUACUGUACAAGUGUCUGCUACUAAACACGCGAACUCUACAUGAAUAGACUUUCUUAGGACACACUCAAUUAUUUUUAAAAUUUCUAUUGUAGUUUCUGUAUUAAAAAUGUUGCAUCUGGA
Molecule: messenger RNA, 909 nt
Organism: Corticium candelabrum
Lineage: Eukaryota; Metazoa; Porifera; Homoscleromorpha; Homosclerophorida; Plakinidae
Exons: 1
Coding region: 108-749 (213 amino acids)
Source: RefSeq, a predicted model, not a curated record